AUGGUCUUGUCUUCCUCUCAUGAUGAUCUUUCGCUUCCUUCUUUCUCCAAUGUUGUUACUGUUCGCUUGGAUAGGAAUAAAUUGCAUGUACUUGGUCUCGUCAUUCAUGCCCAUUGGGCAAAAGCCACCACCACCAUUCUCGCAUAUCGUCGAGAUCGCCACCGCUGCAUUGCUACUUUUUCUCCUCCUCCUGAUCCCUCUAUUCCUCCGUCCAACACCUUAUCUACCCCUGCUACUUCCUUGGUAAGCGCUUCCAUUCCUCAUUCCAUGGUUACUCGUGCUAAAGAUGGUAUUCAUAAACCUAAUCCUCAUUAUGCUCAUCAUGCUUUACUUGCGGAUUCUACUAAUGCUCUUGUUGAGCCUACUUCUUUCAGUCAAGCUAAUACACAGGUUGAAUGA
This is a messenger RNA of Prunus armeniaca (apricot), 399 nucleotides long. NCBI's taxonomy places the organism in Eukaryota, Viridiplantae, Streptophyta, Magnoliopsida, Rosales, Rosaceae. The record is from the annotation of a GenBank genome assembly.